Molecule: messenger RNA, 2484 nt
Organism: Eremothecium sinecaudum
Lineage: Eukaryota; Fungi; Ascomycota; Saccharomycetes; Saccharomycetales; Saccharomycetaceae
Gene: PSY2
Product: Psy2p
Exons: 1
Coding region: 1-2484 (827 amino acids)
Biological process (GO): DNA damage response; protein dephosphorylation
Cellular component (GO): nucleoplasm; protein phosphatase 4 complex
Molecular function (GO): protein phosphatase activator activity
Source: RefSeq, a predicted model, not a curated record
AUGAUUGAUGGGCAACAGCAACUUUUGACUAAUGCUAAUACUGAACCUAAACGUGUAAAGGUGUAUUUGUUAGAAAAUGAUGAAUGGAAAGAUACAGGGACAGGAUUUUGUGUUGGACAAUGCGAGCAGGCCUUAGGCUGCGCGUACCUUCUUGUUCGAGACGAAGAGCAGCCAGAUCGCAUUUUGUUGAAAUCGAAGCUUGAGGGCAAUAUUGAAUAUCAAAGACAAGAAGAGACUCUAAUUGUUUGGAAAGAUAUUCAAGGUCAUGAUAUAGCUUUGUCGUUUGAGGAAAGUACUGGUUGUAAUGCCCUAUGUGAAUUUAUAUGUUUGAUCCAGAAAACGUUUGAGAAUAAUAUUUCGUUGGUUUCUGUUCGAUCCAACGAUGAUGGAAUGGGUUCAGUGCAUGAAAUAAUCACGGGUCCUGUGCAUCUUCCUUCGAAUGAUGCGGUGCAGAACGAAGAUACUUUGAUGGAAGCACUUCGAAUCUUGAAUGAGAAUACUGCGUUUGAGUUUUUGAAAAGUGAAACCGUUGACUUUAUUAUAAACUCAGAUUAUGUCCGGACGCUUAUAGAUCACUUCCAGUUUGCGGAAAAGACACACUUGCACCGAAACUUAUUAUUGUUGAGCCAUAUAGUGAAGACUCUUUUUCUCUACAAUCAAAGGGUGUUGAUAGAACAGCUAAUUGACGAUGAUCAUUACAUGGGAGUUUUCGGGAUUUUAGAAUACGAUACAGAAUAUCCGGACUGUAAGGCUAAUCAUAGAAACUGCUUACAACAGACAAGAACGAGCUUGAAGGAAGUGAUUCCUUUGAAUGAUGACCACAUGAAGCAAAUCAUAAAGAAGACCCUGAGACUGCAAUUUCUUAAGGAUGUUGUACUGGUGCGCUUUCUGGAUGACCAUUCUGCGACGCUUAUAACAGAGGUGAUGCUUGAAUACCAGUCGAGUAUAAUUAACUUUUUGCAGCAAAGUCAGUUCAUAGAUGAUCUUAUGGCAAUGUAUGUUGGUAACCUAGGUGCUAUUGAUCCUGUAUUUUUGGAGAAAAAACGGCAAGGUAUAAAGCUGCUAGACGAAUGUGUCCAGAUAACAUGCAAUUUGGCUCCGGCAGAAAGGUCUUCUUUUUACAAGGUUUUGGUGAAAAAGGGCCUGUUUAACGUAUUAGAUUUUGCAUUUAAUAUUGAAACUAGUAGUGAAGUAAGGAUCCUGGCAACAGAUAUGAUAAUUUCCAUUAUCGAAUUUGAUAUUCUUCUUAUCAACACCGUGCAAAAUGAAAUGAUUGACCAAACUCUUGACGAGGAACAUAAUGGAAGAAUUACUAACAACACUGAAGUUUCUGAGGGUGAAAAACUGGAAGGUGAGGGAAAUUGUAAUGGGCAGAAGAGUAAUCCUGCGGGUAGCCAGGUACAGAACCACUCUUCAGACAUUUCUCUAUUGUUGAUAUUAUCAAAAAUCCUGUUGACGGAUAAAAGCCCAGGGUUAAAGGAGCAGGCAUUCCAGGCCCUCAUCACGCUGUUAGACCCCGAAGAUUUCUUAGGGGAUGGUUAUGAAGAUCAAUCUAGCAUAGAAAGCUUAAUGAAGUUUUGUGCUAAUAACAGAAUACGCGAAAGACAGGCUGGUCCACAAUUUCAACUAAUAGAUUAUUUUAAUAAAUUUUACAAGGAGGUUGCGCCCGUGCUGUUUGAGUGUUUGAUUACAGGCGAUGUCGCGGAUAAGGACGAUCAAUUAUUAUUAAAACUAAUCAAAUUGGUUGAUCUAUUAGUGAAUGAACAUGACAUCGUGGUCUCUCGUGGCUUCAUAUUAGAGAACGGGAUUCUGAUGACUGUGUCAAAGUUGAUGGGCCCUUCUCAUGUUAUUCAGUUACGACUGGCUGCUCUGAGAUUAUUCAAAGGUAUUGUUCGGCUAAAUGAUGAUUUCUAUUAUAGGUAUCUAAUAUCCAAAAAUUUGAUGGAUCCAAUACGCCAGAUACUGGAAGAAAAUCUAUACGAGAAUAAUAUGGCAAACUCCUGUGUUAUGGAUUUCUUAAAGCUGGUCUCUACACACUGUCAACAAGCCCAAGAGGUCUCCGAUUUCAAUAGGAAAAACUAUGUCUCUUUGAAUAUUUACAUGGUUGAAAGGUUUGGCGAAAUUUUAGAGAGGGUAGACUACGUUUCCUUCACUACAAAUAUGAUACGGAUGGCUCAUAGUAGCAAAAACAAUGUCCACAGGAACGCACAAGAAGCGGAAGACAAUAGUCUACCAGUAGAUCCUCAGGCUUCCGCCGAAUAUGACUAUGAAGGAACUCCUGGUUUGAUCGAUGCCUCUCUUGAAGGCGAUGCGAACGAAGAGGAAGUUGCCAUGGGUAGCGAUAUAUCAGUGCCUGCUUCAAUCAGCACAAAACGGACCUACUCUGACUUGGAAGAAACCGCUGCCAGCGUCAUAAAUCUCGCUGCGCCAACCAGACAGCAGCAGUUUAGCAAGAUUGCAGAAAAAGUUCCUACUUCAGAGUAG